Messenger RNA from Epithele typhae, 2628 nucleotides. RefSeq lists its product as uncharacterized. The record is from RefSeq and is a predicted model, not a curated record. NCBI's taxonomy places the organism in Eukaryota, Fungi, Basidiomycota, Agaricomycetes, Polyporales, Epitheliaceae. The transcript is spliced from 9 exons. Bases 1 to 2628 code for a protein of 875 amino acids.
AUGCUCACGCCAGGCCGACGAUUUCUAGCUGGCAAAUGCGAUAGGAAUGGUUUUUUUCUGGGGAACCAGAACACACCUCCACCGCCAUACAACGGCCCCAAUGGGUACUUUCCGUGGGAAGACCGGAUCGCCUUCGAGUUCACCGAGCUGACGUACAAGGAGAUGCAAGAGUCGGCCGGCAAUCUUGAGCAAAUUCUCCGGCUCUGGCACGCGAAAUGCAUCCUCGAAGGAUGUCCGGAGGCUGCUCCGCCGUUUGACAGUGUCGACGAUUUGCUUGACACCUUGGACCAGGCCCCCUACGGUGACACUGGAUGGCGAGUUUUCCGUGUACGUUACACCGGUCCCGUCGGUCCCGACUCCCCGUCCUGGAUGCGACAAACCUACCUUUUCUACGCCCGAAACACCCUCGCUGUCGCCGAACAGCUCGCCCAAAGUCCUGAGUUCAAUGGCAGGUUUGAUUAUCGCCCUUAUGCUGAGCACGCUCAAGACGGCACACGUCGCUUCUGUAAUCUAAUGUCAGGUCAGUGGGCAUGGAAUAAAGCGACCACCAUUGCGCAAGAUGUUCCGGGGAGCGUUGGGUCAAUGCUGGUUCCUAUUGUGCUCGGUGCGGACAAGACCACCGUCUCAGUUGCCACAGGUAACCAGGAGUUCCACCCAGUAUACAUGUCACUCGGAAAUAUCCAUAACGACAUGCGCAGAGCGCAUCGUGAUAGCGUCGUCCCAAUCGCUUUCUUGGCUAUUCCUAAAGGCGAUCAUCACAAUGGGGACGAAGAAGAGUUCCGGAUUUUCAAGAAGAACCUUUAUCACACCUCCCUGGCAAAGGUCCUCGAGCCUUUACGCCCUGGAAUGACGACUCCGCACCCGAUGCGCUGCCCAGAUGGGCAUUAUCGCCGCGCUAUCUUUGAGCUCGGCCCCUUCAUUGCCAACUACCCGGAACAGGUCUACCUAUCAUGCGUUGUUUACGGAUGGUGUCCAAAAUGCCGUGCCAUCCCAGAGGAGCUAGAAGAAGCUGGUCCUCCGCGAUUUCGACAGCACACAGAGGCUCUCAUCGACGCCUUCAAUGAGAACACCCUCUGGGACACGUAUGGUAUCAUCAAGGACGUGAAGCCAUUCACAAGUUGGUUCCCCCGGGCCAACAUCCACGAGCUUCUCACCCCCGACAUCCUCCAUCAGCUCAUCAAAGGGACUUUCAAGGAUCACCUUGUCGCUUGGAUCGAAGACUGGAUCACAACACACUCGGAAUCGGCUCAGGAAGCGAAGCAAAUUUUAGACGAUAUCGAUCGCAGGCUCGCUGCCGUUCCCCCGUUCCCUGGGCUUAGACGCUUCAAGAAUGGUCGCAAUUUCAAGCAGUGGACUGGGGAUGAUUCAAAAGUCCCCUGCCUCCUGCAAAUUUUUCAAGGUCGGCUCCUGCUUCGCAUACCUCACCGGGCACCCAUCGCCCUCGUCACCCCAUGUCGCCACAUCGCCUGCUUCGUCCGCCUCCCCUGUCGCACCUCCCUCAUCUCGCUCGCCACGUCCGUCUCACUGCCUCGUCCGCACUUUGCCCGCCCGCCCGCCUACUGUGUCCCCAAUCGCAGGGAGCACGACGCUGACCCCCCGGCUCAAGAUGUCCCUGGGUCUCCCACCCACACUCGCCGCAGGUCAGCUCAUGCAUCGCCCACCUCUCCCGCGUUGCCCACCUUGCCGCCCAUUGUGCCCGCGCCCAUGUCGCCCAUCCUUGCCUGUGUCUGUGCCGCCCACCUCGCCCGUCCCGCCCUCGCCCUCGUCGCCACGUCGUCCACUGUGCCCGUCUCUCCCGUGUCUUGCACCUUGCCCGUUUCGCUCGCAUCGCCGCCGCCUCGUUCAUCUUGCCCACCUCACCCGUUUUACACGGGUCCGUUUCGCCUGUCUCAGCCACGUAGCCCACCCAUCUCGCACACCUCUCGCUCCUCAAGGCCUCACCUGUCUUGCUCGGUCUUGCCUGCCAUUCCCAUAUCGCCCACCUCAUCCGCGUCACCUGCGUCUCACCCAUGCCUCGACGUCUUGCCCCGCGUCGCCGCGCGAUCCACCUCGCCCGCCCGCCUAUCUUAUCAAUAUCAUCUCACUCGGAUCCAUCUCUUCAACCAUGCCAUCUCUACCUACUAUGCCCCAAGCGAGCUCCACGGCACCAACGGCAUGCAUCGUGACCUUCUGCGAUGCAAUCCCAAGUGGUUCCAUGGCAAAGGGCGAUACGACACCUGUCUUGUACAGAUCGACGAUGACGCAGUCGGCCUCGCAAGCGCAAUUCCCGCGCGACUACUCUCCUGCUUCUCGUUCCAUUAUCAAGGCAGAAAACACGAAUGCGCACUAGUAGAGUGGUUUGAGUACGAAGACGACAGCGCAGACCCCCUCACUCACUUAAGGUCCCGGAGUUACCCCGAUCAAGUCGGUCAGCCGGGACACCGCCAUUUGCCGAAGGUACCGUUCACCCGGGCUCGGCCGGACUCACCCGGUUACCUCGGCAGAGUCGUCCGGCCGGACUCACCUGGUUUUCCCAGGGGAGUCGUUCGGCCGGACUCCCCUGGUUUUCCUGGGGGAGCCGUUCGGCCGGACCCGGUUGAAGUAAGUAUGGUGUAUAGUAUGUGUAAAUAUGUUGUAGGGUGUAUGUAA